AUGAAAGCAAAAAGAGUUGUUAUGAUGGAUUCAGGUCUAACAACUACUUCCCAGGAACCAUCAGAGCAAGGCCAUAGCGGAUCUGGUGAUAAAAAGCUGGCUGUUAGUCACGAGAGCAGUGCUAGCAAUACCUCUCCAAUGGCGACAAUCCAAGAUGAUGAUGAGCGGCUUCUAGCUAGAAUUGGGUACAAACAAGAAAUGAGACGUGAGUUCUCAAAAUGGUCAACGAUAUCAUAUGCCAUUUCGAUAUUAGGCGUCUUAGGAUCUGUACCAGCAACUUUCGGCCAGCCACUCAGUGCAGGUGGCCCAGCUACAGCCGUAUGGUGUUGGCUGAUUGGAUCAGUCAUGGCAAUGUGCAUUGGCUCGUCGGUUGCAGAGCUGGUUUCUGCUUACCCGACUGCGGGGGGAAUGUAUUUUGUGACCAAACAUGUAGUCCCAAAAGAUCAAGUCCCGAUAUUUGCCUGGAUUCAGGGAUGGUGUAACUUGUUGGGCCAAACUGCCGGUGUUUCUAGCGUUGCAUACACCGUGAGCCAGAUGUUACUGGCUGCCGCAAGUAUGAAUUCAACACUGGACGAGGAAGGCAAUUAUUCCUUUAAACCGACCGCCCUUCAGACCGUUCUUCUUUCAAUUGCAUUACUCUGCAUAAUGGGUGUCAUCUGCUCCUUGACCACAAAGAGCUUACAUCGGAUUAUUCUUUGGUUUGCCCCAAUCAAUAGCUGGCAUUCAAAAGCGUUUUCUUUCCUCCUUGGUUUUAUCGCCGUCGCUUGGACGAUGACAGAUUAUGACGGAACUACUCACAUGUCUGAAGAAACCCAUGAUGCUGCCGUUAGGGGCCCAGUUGCUAUCCAAACUGCGGUUGUGGUAUCUGGUGUCUUUGGCUGGAUGUUAACCGUCACCCUAUGUUUUUGCAUUACUGAUCUUGAUGCGGUCCUCAAGUCACCAACUGGGCUCCCGGCAGCACAGAUCUUCCUCGAUGCUGGAGGGAGAACUGGUGGGACAAUUAUGUGGUCAUUUGCUGUCCUUGUGCAAUUUUUUACAGGUUGCUCUGCUAUGUUGGCAGAUACCCGGAUGGCCUACGCUUUUGCUCGCGAUGAUGCUUUGCCUUUUUCAAAGGUGUUGGCCAAAAUAAACCCAUAUACUCUUACCCCAAUGAAUGCGGUUUGGUUCGUCGUUUUCUUUUCCAUAUGCCUCAAUUGUAUUGCCAUAGGUUCCACCGAAACCGCAGCAUCAAUAUUCAGCAUAACUGCUCCUUGCCUAGAUCUUUCCUAUAUCGGUGUGAUUUUAGCACACCGGCUAUACAAGAACAAAGUGAAGUUCAUCGAGGGGCCAUUUACCCUUGGUAACUGGGGAGCAAUAAUCAACUGGAUUUCCAUUUCUUGGGUGCUCUUCAUCAGCGUCGUCCUGUUCUUCCCUCCGAUUCAACCAGUGACGCCGCAAAAUAUACGAUAUACGGGGCCUCGUACCAAGGAUCUUCUCGAAGAAGUUCCAUCAGAGGAUUUCGAUACAGGGCCCUACGGCAGCUGUGGUGUGUGA
This is a messenger RNA of Microsporum canis CBS 113480, 1533 nucleotides long. Its product is annotated as amino acid permease. The transcript has 7 exons. Gene Ontology annotation, molecular function: transmembrane transporter activity. Bases 1 to 1533 code for a protein of 510 amino acids. Gene Ontology annotation, biological process: amino acid transport; transmembrane transport. The record is from RefSeq and is a predicted model, not a curated record. Lineage: Eukaryota; Fungi; Ascomycota; Eurotiomycetes; Onygenales; Arthrodermataceae. Gene Ontology annotation, cellular component: membrane.